CUUGUGGGCAUAACUUUUCCUGUAAUAUAAUAUGAUUAUUUAUCAAUAAGCAUCUCUCUUUCUUUCUAAAAUGGAUGAACAGUCUGAAAGGAUGAGCUUAUUUGAAAUCCAUGUAACCCCCGAAGCGAAAUCUUACAGCUUUGGAAUUUUUACUUUACGACGUUUAAAACAACUUUUUAGUAUUAUCCUCUCAAAGCGAAUAAGUGUAAUAUUUGUACUUUUAAUCUGUGCUUUGGCAUUGAUUCAAGAGUACUUAGUUUAUAACGUAGGUAUAAUACCUAGCGGGUUUUACAAAGUGCUGGGGGAUAAAAAUUGGAACGCAUUUUGGUUACAAGUUUUAAAAGCAACACUUCUCAUAUGUGCUAUAUGUUCCGUAUUGAGCUGUAGUAAUUAUAUUACUAAUGUGUUUUACGUAUCAUCUAGGGAAAUUUUGACAAAUCGUUUGCAUUCGUUAUAUUUCAGUAAAAAUAGGUUUUAUUAUUUAAAUACAUUUAAACGAAUUUUGACGGAUAACCCUGAUCAAAGAAUCACUCAAGAUAUCGAUAAAUUUUGUCAAAAGUUUAGUUCAGUUAUCAAGCCAAUCGUCAUAGCUCCAUUUACUAUUUCUUAUUAUUCAUAUAAUUGCUUUCACACCACUGGUUGGGUUGGUCCUACAUCUAUAUUUCUUAUCUUUAUUGUAUCAGCAGCUUUCAGUAAAUUAUUGAUGAAGCCAGUCAUGUUGAAAGUUAUCCAGCAAGAAAAAUGUGAAGGAUAUUUUCGAUUUAAACACAUGCAUAUAAGAUCGAAUGCAGAAUUGAUUGCCUUUCAAGAAGCUGAUAAAGCUGAGUUAUAUCGAACUGAUUCAAAACUCAUUGAUUUAAUAAUAACCCAGCAAUCUCGUUAUUUGAGAAACUUCCCUCUUGACUUCUUCACAAAUUUUUUCAGUUACAUAGGGAGCAUUGUGAGUUAUUUAAUUUUAGCAUAUCCUAUUUUUUCUGGGUUGUAUUCUGGUCUCACACCCGCUGAAUUAAGUGCUCUUAUUAGCCAGAAUGCUUUUGUUUCAAUCUAUUUGAUCUCCUGUUUUUCAAGCCUGAUAAAUACAUCUGCAGCAUUUAGUGAAAUUGGGGGCCUUACACACCGUGUCUGUGAAAUAUUAGAUGUUCUACUCAUUAAUAAUGAACCAAUUAACAAAGACACUUGGAGAUAUUAUGACAGCAAUUUAAUUCUAAGGAAUGAAGGUGAUUGUAAUGAUUCUGUCAUUGAACUCAAAGAUGUGACCUUCUGUGCGCCAAAAGAAUCUAAACCAUUGAUAGCCAACAUUUCAUUGCAAAUAAAACUCAACUCAAAUCUUCUAAUCACAGGCAAGAGUGGAAGUGGUAAAACAUCAUUGUUUCGGAUAGUAAAAGGGUUGUGGCCAGUUCGAUCUGGGUCAGUUAUCAAGAAAUUGCCUUUUCAACCAUCAACAAUAUUUUUCCUACCUCAAAGGUCAUUACUUUCAGAUGGGACACUAAUGGAACAAAUUGUGUAUCCAUUAAUUUUACCAAAGCAUCUGAAGCUCAGUGAAGAAGAUCUGAUUUUUAUUCGAAGUGAAUUAGAGUUUGCCGACUUAGAACACUUGUUGAAGAAGACUGGCGGAUUAAAUGCUAAAGUGGAUUGGGAUUGGAAUGAUGUACUUUCUCCAGGAGAAGCUCAACGCCUCAGUUUUGUCCGUCUGUUUUACCAUAAACCAAAACUUGCAUUCUUGGAUGAAGCUACUAGUGCUUUAGGAUCCCAAGUAGAAGCUAAACUUUAUAAGAGGUGUAAGGAUUUAGGCAUAACUGUGAUAAGCAUUGGCCAUCACACAAGUUUGUUGAAAUACCAUGACAAUGUUCUGCAUCUUGACGGAGAAGGAGGCUGGACUUUGUCACCAGUUUCUGAGAAUAGAUCAGAUGAAUCUAUUUCAUUGUGAUAAAUCGUAGGUCAUUUCUCUUUGCAAACAACUGUACAAUAAUAUGCAAAACUUUUUAUUCUGAGGAGUAUUUAAUGAUCGGAAACUAGUGCCAUGUUACAUAGAUUCGGAGAGGAAGUCUACUCUUCUCUUUACAUAGGAAAAGCUGAUGUAUUAAUUGCUAAUUUCAUGUUAGGAAAAAAAUUGUCCAAAAUCAAUAGUUCAAUCAAUCAGUUCCAUUAAUUUUGAUCAGGAAGCCUAUUGAAUUCAAUCAAUUAGUUUAAAUAACAAUGUAUUGUUAUAUAGUUGAAGAAAUCAUCAAAUAUAUUUUUGCUGAUCAUUUAUCUCCCCCUUUACACAGCAAAUUUCUAUAGCUUGAAUAGUUAAAAGCUGUUUUUUUUUUAAAUC
This is a messenger RNA of Uloborus diversus, 2314 nucleotides long. RefSeq names its product lysosomal cobalamin transporter ABCD4-like. The record is from RefSeq and is a predicted model, not a curated record. Lineage: Eukaryota; Metazoa; Arthropoda; Arachnida; Araneae; Uloboridae. Bases 71 to 1927 code for a protein of 618 amino acids. Gene Ontology annotation, biological process: long-chain fatty acid import into peroxisome; peroxisome organization; very long-chain fatty acid catabolic process. Gene Ontology annotation, cellular component: peroxisomal membrane. The transcript has 3 exons. Gene Ontology annotation, molecular function: long-chain fatty acid transmembrane transporter activity; ABC-type transporter activity; ATP hydrolysis activity.